Spodoptera litura is the source of this 1146-nucleotide messenger RNA. It is a transcript of the gene gdl, whose product is annotated as gonadal protein gdl. The record is from RefSeq and is a predicted model, not a curated record. NCBI's taxonomy places the organism in Eukaryota, Metazoa, Arthropoda, Insecta, Lepidoptera, Noctuidae.
AUUCAUAAUACUGGGAUUUUUUCUGUAAUAAAUAAUAUAUUUCAUCAAAUUGUUAAAUAAUAAAUUCAUAAAUGCAGUAGUAUAUUUACCUUUACAAUUCACAGUGAUUUUUUGGUAGCAAAAGUACAUUUUAGGAACAUGGAAGCUAAUGAACCAACUCCAGAAGCAUUACAGAGGAAACUGUACUUUUUACUUGAGCAACUUCAAGAUAUGGCUCGCGAAUUACCACCGAAAUACCAAAUGAGAGUACCUAUUGAACUACUAUCUGGAUUAGCAAACUGUCUUCUAAACGAUACUGUUUUUGAAAUAGUUAAAGGACUUAUGGAAAUUCAACAUGUAACUGAAAAACAUUUGUUUCAACAAAGACAACAGAUUAUAAAUAAACAUGCAUUGGAAAUUCAAAAUAUGAUCAACACUACACCAAAUCCGGAGCAACAAGAACUUCAGAAAACAUUGUUGGCAUCAAGACAUAAAGAAGAGUUGAGACACACAGAUAUGAAAUUAGUUCUUCAAUUAGAUCAAAAAGUGAGCGACCAACAAGUGACUUUAGAAAAGGCUGGAGUGCCAGGCUUCUUUGUCACCAAUAAACCAAUAGAAGUCAAAGUACAGAUGCACCUAUUAGAUUUUAUUCUUAGACUAAGCAAUAUGGAUAUUCCACAUUAAUAAAAAAAUAUUAUUACAACUUUUAUCCCUGAAAGGGUAGGUAUAAGUGCAGUGGCGUAACUAUAUCGUUCAGGGCCUGGGGUAUCUAUCUAUCUAUGGGUCCCAUUAAAAACAAAAGUUCAGAUAAAAACCUUUCAGCUACGGGCCUGUGGCAUUUAGCCUACUUGCCACCCUGUAGUUACGCCACUUAUAAGUGGAUGUUAUGGUAUUUAAUACCACUACAAUGUACACCCACUUUACACCAUUUAUAGGUUCCAUGUAAUAGUGGUUGAGUGUAUUGCGGACACAUUUCCAGACUCCAUAGUCCGGAAAUGUGUCUGCUACUGGGAAAUCUAAAAGAAACCAGUAUCAAUUUUUUCCGUCCUGGGAAUUGACCCCGCGACCCCUUGCCGGUAGUCACACUUACGAUCACACGACGAACGAGGAAGUCAUUGCUUACACAUUAAUUUAUUGUUAUAUUAUAAUAAAAGUAUGUGAAAAGCC